Messenger RNA from Acanthaster planci (crown-of-thorns starfish), 902 nucleotides. RefSeq lists its product as uncharacterized. The record is from RefSeq and is a predicted model, not a curated record. Gene Ontology annotation, molecular function: calcium ion binding. Lineage: Eukaryota; Metazoa; Echinodermata; Asteroidea; Valvatida; Acanthasteridae.
GCAAUUCCCCCUUGCCAUCAAGUCAGACAUCACACCCGUUUUCGACUUACGAUAAAGACAACGACGGAGAGGACAAACUCAACUGUGCUGCUCUGACGAGAGGAGGUUGGUGGUUUGACCAGUGUGAGUCUCUGCAGAAUUUUUGGAGCAAUCUGAACGGUGAAUAUUUGCUUCAUGAGGAUUCCACAGACAGCGAUUACCGCGGUAUUAGAUUGGCUGAUGACUGGGCUGACUUUGAAGUAGCUGGAAGAACUGAAAUGAAGCUGCGUCGCUUCUUGCCAAAUGGUUCUUGCAAUUCCGAACCUUGUGAAAACGGAGGAACCUGCCUUGAAUCUGAUAGUUCUUUCUACUGUGAAUGUGCACCUGGUUUCCUUGGUAGACGGUGCGAGGACAAAUAUGGCGAUCCUUGCAGUUCUGACCCUUGUCAAAACGGAGGAACAUGCAAUCAACGGCAAGGUCACCAGUCUCGCCAAUACUGCCAAUGCGCACCCGGUUUCAGAGGUUGUCGUAAUUUACAUUUUCGUGGUAUCCGCCAGAGUGGUGUGUACACCAUUUACCCGUCAAAAUACCCUGACGGCCUGGAGGUCUACUGUGAUAUGGAUACUGCAUCCGGAGGCUGGAUUGUGUUUCAGAAGAGGUUUGACGGGUCGGUGAAUUUCACUCGCAACUGGACCGAGUACCGGAACGGAUUCGGCAAUCUGACGGGCGAGUUCUGGCUGGGAAAUGAGAUACUUCACCAACUGACUUCGAGGGGGGGAGGAAGAUGGAGACAGAUGGUACGGAUAGAUCUGGAGGAUGACCAGGAAGAGAAUCAAACGUACGAGGCCAAGGGAUUCGGCAUCAGCGGCGAGAACUACACCUGGACUCACCGCAAACCUGCUCAUUAUCGUCGGGGUACGUAA